UGGAGCUAAUUAGGGGCGGUGCUUGGAGUUAUACACUUGCUCAUGUAUGUACAAAAUGUCAUGUCAUGUCCAUGUACCCCUUUGACUUACAUACAUGUAUGUACCUAUGUAUGUAUAUCGCCUCGCCUCAUCAAAUCAUCUCCUCGUAGCAUAAUCUAGAAUCGCAUUUCGACAGAAAACCGCAGUAACCACCCUGCAAGCCUGUUACUAUUUAUUCUCAUUAGCUGAUCCUGCAGUAACACCAUCUUAACUUAUUUCUCUCACGAAGUAACCUAAAUUAAAUACUUGCAUCUCUACAGAACAUCCAUCCAUCCAUACAUUAGUUUAGUUACUCUCCUUCUCCUUCGCAACAUCAAACCCCUCCUUACCUAUCAUCAGGACCCCGCUUCCUCGCGCAAGUCGAUCGAUCAACUGAUCAACCGAAUACUUCACACCUCAAUAUUAAUAGUAUAGACAAAUCAACUUCAAUUUCUACACGCAUGGCUGAUUUCGCCGCUCCUCCCGGCCCGCCGCCCCCCAAGGUCCCCGAAGGUUGGGUCGCCCGCUGGAACGAUCAAUACCACGAAUGGUUCUACGUUAACACCUACACCAAGAAAUCCCAAUGGGACAGACCUACCGAGCCAGCCGUAGACCCUAACCGUCACGAUGACGGCGCGCCCCCCGGUCCUCCCCCAGGCUACACGCCGGGCUCCGGACCCUCGCCCACCGACUCCAAGAACAACCCCUUCGUGAACGAGUCAACGAAGCCCGGGUACGGAUCUAGUUCACAUGUGGACGAGGACGCGGACGCUCGGUUGGCCCGCCAGCUACAGGAGGAAGAGAAUGCGCGCACUAGAGGUGCCGCCCAGUCCUACGCCAACACACCCACACCGCCCCAGGGCUACUCGCCAUAUCCCGAUCAGCUGCCUCCGCGCUCAUCCGGCGGCAGCAACCCCGCCGACAAAGCCAAGGGUCUACUCGGCAAGUUCUUCGGCAGCGGCAAGAACAAGCCGCACGCCGGGUACCCCGGCCAGCAGCAAUACAGCCCCCAGCCCCAACAACCCUACGGCGGAUACGGUUCUCCCCCUCCCCCUCAGCAGGGGUACUACAACGGUCCUCCGCCUCCACAGCAAUACGGCGGCUACGGCCCGCCUCCAGGCCAGUACGGCGGAUACCCUCCCCAAGGCGGCUACGGCGGUUAUCCCCCGCAGGGCGGGUACUACGGGCAGCAGCAACCGCCUAAGAAGAGCGGAGGCGGCAUGGGCAUGGCGGGAGGCGCGGCGCUGGGCGUGGGCGCGGGAUUGUUGGGCGGUGCGCUGAUUGCGGAUGCGAUCAACGACGAGCAGCAGGAGGCGUAUGCGGAGGGCUAUCAGGAUGGCAAUGGUGGUGGGGAUUAUGGUGGCGGCGACGACUUUGGUGGAGAUUUCUAGACGCCAUGCUGCGUUGCGUUGCGUUGCGUUGCGUUGCGGUAUGUUUUAAAAGCAAAUAAGCAUACAUCGAAUGUCGUCUUCGCAUUUGUUUUUUUCUUUUUAACCAUCAGCUCGAGUGAGGGACGAGAAUAGGAGGGUUAUGCGGCUCGAAUAAGACAGACGAACGAGACUCGUAUUAGGCAUUAGGAGGCGUUGAUUAUGAAUGGCAGCAAGACUAAGCAUAGGGACGAGAACGAGAAUGAGAACGGGAAAGGAAAGGAUACAUAGGGAGAGAAGUUCAGAUCGAGAUCGACUCGAUGCUUGCUUGGGUCUGGUACAUAUCAUAGGUCCUGCGGCAUAGCGCAGAAAGAACGCUCGUUCUAGGUGCUUAGGCGUAUUAAUGCGAUGGCAAUUUAAUCCCUGCAACUGAAUGAAUUUGAAAGCAG
Daldinia vernicosa is the source of this 1834-nucleotide messenger RNA. RefSeq lists its product as uncharacterized. Gene Ontology annotation, molecular function: protein binding. The transcript has 2 exons. The record is from RefSeq and is a predicted model, not a curated record. NCBI's taxonomy places the organism in Eukaryota, Fungi, Ascomycota, Sordariomycetes, Xylariales, Hypoxylaceae. The coding region runs from base 480 to 1409 and encodes 309 amino acids.